Mytilus trossulus (common blue mussel) is the source of this 3462-nucleotide messenger RNA. RefSeq lists its product as uncharacterized. Gene Ontology annotation, molecular function: protein binding. Lineage: Eukaryota; Metazoa; Mollusca; Bivalvia; Mytilida; Mytilidae. The coding region runs from base 1 to 3462 and encodes 1153 amino acids. The record is from RefSeq and is a predicted model, not a curated record. The transcript is spliced from 13 exons.
AUGGACAAUUCAUCGAGAAUGAUGUGGAAACUAGCUGUUAUAGAAGAUUUUAUCACCGGGAAAGAUGAAGUCAUUGGUUACACUGCACUUCACAUUGCUGUUAAUCACAGAUACACAGAUAUCGUCAAGUUGCUGAUAGAUGGUGGCAUUGACCUCAAUAUAAACACUCGGGCUGGAAACACCGUUCUUCAUGUAGCUGCUGAACAAGAUCCGGAGAUGGUCAAAUCUUUGAUAAACAAUUAUAGUGAUCCAAAUAUACCAAAUGAUCAUGGGAAAAGGCCAAUAGAAGUAGCCAACAGCAACGUCAUAGUGAGGUUGAUAAAGGAUUAUGAAAAUACACUUGUACCUGGACUUCCAGCUGAAGUUAAGAAAUUCGAUAAAAAAUCAGCGAGGGUGUUCUCUAGUCUUUUAGAAGAAGAAAGCUAUCGCCAUUUUGAGUCGAGAGUUAUGUUGGCUGGCGAGCAGGGCACUGGAAAAACUACUAUUGCCAGACAUCUUGUCGGUAAACAACCAACAAAAUUCAGAAUGUCAACUGAUGGAAUAGAGUUAUACAAUGGUCUGUCAUUCAUGGACAUAGAAUCAAACUGCUGGCGUGGUGGACAACAAGACUUUACAAUGGAAGAAUUAACCAUUACCAGAUCUCUAAUACAGGACGAAACACUGAAGAAAGGAAAAUCUAAUGUACGCGAUAAAAAAGGGAUCAGUCAACAUACAUUAGAUAAAGAAGACACGCCCUUGUCUGCAUCUGAAACACCAGAAAAAACACAUGAAACGCAUAAUUCACAUUCGUCUGAUUCAACAGCUAAAUGGUCGGAUUUUGGAGGUCAAUUGUCAAAUACAACUUCCAAAACCGAAAGUCUAAAUGAUACUUUCCGGCCAAAUCAUCACCUUUUAAACAAGCAUGUCAAUCCUGACGGUGAACUCAAACAACUAUCGGAUGACCAGUCUGAACACAAAGAGAUUAAAGAAAACAGAGAUAGCAGUUGUGGAGUAGGUAUGCAUGAUAGUAGUCAUGCCCGUCCAGUAAGCCCGUCAAGUAGAUCAGUCGAAGACAGUAAUUUAUCAGAUUACCUUAUCAAUGUGGACGAACCAAACACAUAUGAUCUACCUGCCACACAGGAACCCAUUGACGCUUUUGAUGACAAAUACACCCAUGAAGUUCUAUAUGAUGAAGAGACCUCCACGAGCGUCCCAGAUUAUCUUCAUUCGGAGUCGGGUUUUACUGGAGAUGUGCACAUAGAAACUGUCACUAAACCUGUAAUAAUCAGAAAGCUAAAAAAAAUUUUUGGUAUUUCCAAGAAAGUUAAAGAGGUCAAAGUGUCGAUCACAAAAGAAAAAUUCUUUGAGAAGUCUGUUAAGGUUGGGAAAAAGCUGUUACACAAUAAAAAUAUAGCACCUAUAAUAAUCUGGGAUUUUGGUGGGCAGGAUGUUUUCUAUUCAACUCAUCAGACAUUUCUGACAUACAGAGCUAUUUACAUAAUUGUGUUGGACGGAAGUAGAAAACUAGAUGAUCCUUGUCCAACUGAACAAUAUCUCCCAGGAAAGAGUGGACAAAAAACAGCAAAAGAUUAUCUGCUAUUUUGGAUCAACACAAUUGUAACAUACUGUAAAGGGAGUGUGAAAGGUUUUCCUAGAAUUAUCAUUGUUCUGACCCACAAGGAUAAGUUAGAUCCUAAUGAAAUUGAACAGAGACGAAUGAAGGUAUUUGAAGAAAUCAAACACAUGUUUUUACAAACACCAUUUAUGCAGCACUUGGUAAUUGAAGAUCAGAUAUUUGUAAACGCUAAAGACAAGCGUGAUCCAGAGUUAGCAAAACUAAAGAAUAUCAUAAUCAGCGAAUCGAAGAUGCAGCCAACAUGGGGUGAACCUCUUCCAAAAUGUUUUAUUCCUUUAGAACUAGAAUUUGCAUCGCUAAUCAAACGCGGUAUUCCAUUGAUUACACUAGAGCAUUUACAGAAAAUCAACUCACUACAACCUAUAAGAUCCUUGACAGAAUCUGAGUUAACAGUAUUUCUGAAAUUUCAACAUGCAGUAGGCAAGGUGUUAUACUUUGAUGAAAAGCUAUUAGACCAUCAUGUUAUUUUGUCUCCAACACAUUUAAUCGAUGCCUUUAAGUCUAUUGUUACUGAUAGACGAUUCUGUGAAGGAGACAAAGAAAGAGAAGAGUUGUGGGAUGUCAUGGGUAAGAAAGGGGUAGUCUCAAAAAAGGCAAUCCAAAAAAUUUGGAAGAAACAUAAAUAUAAGAAAUUCUACAAAGAUAAAGAUUAUUUACUGGAAGUUAUGACUCACCUGGAUAUAUUGGUAGAACCAAAAAGAUACGACCUAGAUCGCCACCGUAUACCUGCUGACUUCUACUAUGUUGCAAGUAUGGUACGAGCACACGAUGAUUCUGGAUACCUCCAAUCAGCUGGCUUCACAACCAGGAGUAUUGCCAUAGCCUUUCAAUCGUCAUCAUUGAUGAUACCGCCUGCAUUAUCCUUUAGAUUUAUUAGUUACUGUUUAUACGUCUGGGCGGUGAAAAAAUACGGAGAUUCCAGAAAAGAAAUGUUGUUCCAUAGGUCAGGGUUUUUUACCAUUGAUUCGUCUUUAGAUAUGUACAUUGCCUGCGAAGAUGAAAGGAUUAUUGUCCGUCUUGUUCAUGCCACAUCAAAUACACUUAUAAUGAGGGAUGUAGCCUCCAGCAUCUAUGAAUGCCUUACAUCAGCCUUGGAGAAAAUAAGUCAGCUGUAUAUCAGAACAAGUAGUGAUCAGACUCAAACCAGUGAUGCAUCCUUUGUGACCAGAAUAUGUUGUAACUCACCAAAUAACUCAUGUGUUCUACCUGACAAUGAUCUAGCUCACACAGACCAAAUAUGGAUAUGUCCUUCACAUGGCAUUGAACACAGCAUACACACAAUUACAUCGUGGAUUGAAGAAAAGAAAGACGAAAAGUGUAAACCAGGGUGCACAGUUACCAAAGAUGAAUUUCUGAAAGCGACACCAUUAGACAUUCAUUUACGACGUCUGUCGUUACUGUACAGUCCAUUCGAGGCCAAAGAACUGGCAAUACAUUUAGGAUUGUCGAACAGGGAAGUUAAUGUCAUAGAAGCAACUGCAGAUCCCUUAACAGCAAGCUUUGCAAUUUUGCUAAGAUGUCGAGAUAGCAGGAUGGUGACAUUUAAAGACAUCAGAGAGGCGAUAGAAAGUAUUGGAAAAGAAAACAUGGAACCUGAGAAGUGGGAUAUGGUACCUACAGCAGAACAUAUUGACAGAUUGGCUCCAUUGGUAGGGAAAUACUCCCUCCCGUUCCUUAUCGAACUUGGAAUGGAUUUAAAUACCUGGGAACAGAUCAGCCACCGACAACAUAUAAGAGAUUUGGUCAGACUGAACCAGGAUAUCUUAGAAGAAUGGAGAUUCAAGUUUUUGUCAGUCUCUUCGUGUAAACAUGGUGCUAAACUUGAAACAUCAUCAAGUGGUGGAUAA